AUGUACUCUGUACCCGUCGGUAGAAGAGGAUGGUCCCUCGCAUCCUCAAAUAUGGCGGUAGGCUUGGGUGGACGACAGGCCGCCGACGAGGAAGCGAGAGCUGAAGUCGAUGUACUGAAAAGUAGACUGGAGAAGACGAGUCAAUUGACGAAGAAGAUCCAAGCAAGUUUAGGAAGAUUGGAUGCUACGGGAAAGGGGGUUCAGGAAGCUAUUGGCCCAAUUUAUGGGAAUACUCAGAAGCUCCAAAUCUUGGGGCAGAAUAUUGAUGGAGUUAUUGCGGCGAUUGAUAGGAUACGACAUCCUUCAGACAUCAAGAGCAAUGAGGAGGAUAUCAUUAGGAAGGGCCCUGAAGCGGUCGGAUUAGCAGUAUUUCUCAGUUCUGUGAAGCGUGUCAAUAAAACCCUCGCCGAUAUGAAACGAACGAACCUACGAUCGAAUCAACAAGCUACGGUUGAGCUUAGCAAGUUAUCGAAAUCAGGAAAUACUCAACUGGAGUCGUAUUUUCAAGGACUUCUUCAGGAAGAUUCACAAGCACUCGAACCUCUACAUUAUAUCACGAAGAAUCAACCAUUUCCUCUACUCUCUCAAGAUAAAACUACAAGAUUGGGUCUCAUUACGAAUUAUAUUGGUUCGGUAGUAAGACAAUCUGGAUUUGUUACGGAAUCACCAGUUAUGCAAUCAUAUGCAAGCGUUCGAGGCCCAUUUCUGAAAAUCACAUUACAGAAUUUAGCCUCAGCAUCAAUGAAUACCGCCAAGAAGAAGACUCCGGAUGCCAUGUAUCGACAAGGAACCAAUGGAAUCGGGACAUAUGCGAUGGGUAUGGAGGGAGCUUUUUUGGCGGAAUACGACAAUAUAUGCGCUCUGUUCACUCGUGAUGAAUGGGGGAAAGUUUUUAAUUUGACUUGUCAAGGAGCCAUAUCAGAAUUGGCAAGAACUCUUCGAGAAUUGAAUAAUCACAUCAAGUCAAAUCUGACAACUGAUUGUUACCUUGCCUAUGAGAUAGUUGAAAUCAUCUCUAAUCUAUCCUCGAACUUGGAAAGUAGGACGGGAGAAUUGAAGCCUUCCUUCGCAGCAGCUCUCAAACCCAUAAGAGAAACCGGCAAAGGCUCCUUAGCAGAGCUUCUGGAUGAUACUCGACGAAGAAUAAAUCUUCUACAAGCAUUACCUCUAGAUGCCGCCACAGUACCCAUGACCACCGAGACUAUGAUGCGAUUACAGACCAUGGUUGAGUUCCUCCGCCCUAUCUCAAGUAUCAUGAUUUCUAUCGGUGAUGGGGGUUGGAAAUCUAGUGCCACUCCUCAAGGUUCAACCGACCAAAUUCCCAGUCUAAAAUCCUUUGACGUCAACGCAGAUGGGAAACAAAUAUUCGCACAUUAUUGUAUCGACACAAUUGAAGCUCUUCUCACGAGUCUGGAACAAAAAGCUAAAGUGUUGCUCAAAGGUGGCAAGCCCGCCUUGGGGGUUUUCCUUGCGAACAAUGCGACAAUUGUGAUGCGCAUGAUUGAGGGAAGUGAGCUAAGGGGAUUACUCGCACCAAGGAUAGGAGAUAUAGAAAAAUGGGUUAAAACCGGUACAACUCUCUACACGGCUGCAUGGCGUGAGCCAUCCGGUUACCUUCUGGACGUUCAAUACACAAAUCGUGGUAACGCACGCCCACAAUCUGGUUCCGCUGCUGCCAGCGUCGAUAGUGCCGCCAUUCUGAAGGGUCUCGGAUCCAAGGAGAAAGAUCAAAUCAAGGAGAAAUUCAAGAUGUUUAACCAAUCUUUUGAUGAUCUGGUACAGAGACAUAAGUCAUUAAUGAUGGAGAGAGAAGUGAGAGAGGCGUUGGCGAGACAAGUGCAGAGUUUGAUAGAACCAUUGUAUGGCCGAUUUUGGGAUAGAUAUCAUGAGGUUGAUAAAGGAAAGGGGAAGUAUGUUAGAUGGGAUAAAAGUGCCAUCAAUGCUAUCUUUGUCGGCUUAGCUUAA
Sclerotinia borealis F-4128 is the source of this 1965-nucleotide messenger RNA. NCBI's taxonomy places the organism in Eukaryota, Fungi, Ascomycota, Leotiomycetes, Helotiales, Sclerotiniaceae. The record is from the annotation of a GenBank genome assembly.